Messenger RNA from Raphanus sativus (radish), 3017 nucleotides. RefSeq lists its product as uncharacterized. The transcript has 3 exons. NCBI's taxonomy places the organism in Eukaryota, Viridiplantae, Streptophyta, Magnoliopsida, Brassicales, Brassicaceae. The record is from RefSeq and is a predicted model, not a curated record. The coding region runs from base 309 to 3017 and encodes 902 amino acids.
CUAUCCGACGAUAUUUCGAUCAACAAAUAUAACCGUUGCGGUCGUCGGUAUUCCGUCAGAAAAUACCGACGAAUUUCUGACGGACUAUGUGACCGUUGCCGACAAAUCCAUAUGACCGUUUUAUAGCCGUUUGAAAUUUGUAAAUACCGACGGAAUUCCGACGCACUACUUUAUGUCCGUCGGAAUUCCGUCAGAAAGUCGUCGGAAAGCCGUAACCAAUUUUCUAUAAAUUCAACCCCUCCUCAUUUCAACUCUUCACUCCUCAUUCUCUCUUCAUUCUCUUUGAUCAUAACAAUUCCGUAAAAAUCAUGUCUUCAGGAGGUUAUUAUCGUUCAUGGAUGGAUAAACCUCAUUUGGAUCCCAACACCAAAUUGCUUACGGAAGAAUACGUUCAAGGGAUUAAAGAAUUCAUGAGGCUUGUUCAACAACAACCAGAUGCAAAAAAUGGUAUGUUAAGAUGUCCCUGCUCUAGUUGCAAUAAUAAUAAAGUUAUAGAAGAAUUUAAUGUUUGGACUCAUUUGUAUAUGAAAGGGUUUUCACGUAAUUAUAAAGUUUGGUAUCUUCAUGGGGAAACUGGUUAUGAAUAUGGUAGUACUAGCGAACCUCAGCCUAUUAGUGAAUUUCAGCCGGAUAUUAGGUUAGAAGAAUCUAGAACGGAUAUAGAUUAUGGUGUAGGUACUGAGCAGAUGGUACAUGAUCAUUAUAGAGGGGAAGAACCAAAUCCCGAAUCUAGGAGAUUUUUUGACAUGUUGGAUGCAGGAAAACAACCUUUGUAUCAAAAUUGUAGAGAUGGUCAUUCAGCCUUAUCAUCUGCAACUAGAUUAAUGGGUAUUAAGACAGACUAUAAUUUGGCUGAAGAAUGUAUGGAUGCGAUUACUGAUUUUGUCAAAGGCAUUCUACCUGAGGAUAAUGUUGCACCGGGUUCAUACUACGAAGUUCAGAAACUGGUUGCCGGUCUUCAACUACCGUACGAAGUGAUAGAUGUAUGUAUUGACAACUGCAUGAUCUACUGGAGAGCGGAUGAGACACGGAAUGAAUGCAAAUUUUGUGGGAAACCUCGUUUCCAGGAGACGAGGGGAAGAGUUCCGAUCCCGUUCAAAAGAAUGUGGUAUUUGCCAUUGACGGAAAGAUUGAAGAGGUUGUAUCAGUGUGAGCGCACAGCAAAAGCAAUGAGAUGGCAUGCAGAGCAUUCCACAAAUGGUGAGAUUAGACAUCCUUCAGAUGCGAAGGCUUGGAAACAUUUCCAGUCAAUAUAUCAAGAAUUUGCAGAAGAGAGAAGAAAUGUUUAUCUUGGAUUAUCUACUGAUGGUUUCAGCCCAUUUGGAAAGCAUGGAAGACAGUAUUCUCUUUGGCCAGUUAUUGUGACACCGUACAACCUACCGCCGAGCUUGUGCAUGCGACGAGAGUUUUUGUUCCUCUCAAUUCUCGUCCCCGGGCCAGAGCAUCCUAAAAGAUCACUAGAUGUGUUUCUUCAACCACUGAUAUAUGAGUUGCAACAACUAUGGGCGCAUGGUUUUGAGACAUACGAUGUUUCGUGCAAAGAAAACUUUCAUAUGCGGGCAGUACUUAUGUGGACAAUAAGUGACUUUCCAGCAUAUGGUAUGUUAUCUGGAUGGACAACACAUGGGAGACUAUCAUGUCCAUAUUGUCAAGAUGACACAGCUGCUUUCCAACUAAAGAACGGAAGGAAAACGUGUUGGUUUGACUGUCACAGGCGAUUUCUACCACCUGAUCAUCCAUACCGCAGGAGUAGGAAUGCAUUUACGAAGAACAAGCAGGUGUUUGAUGGUCCACCUGUGGAAGUUAGUGGGGAAGAUUUGUUGAAGCAGUUUAGGUAUUUUGAUGCAGAAAGGACGCCAGAUGUAGGUGGACAUGAAAACAUUCGAGUCAGUGCGGUUGGAGAGCUACAUAACUGGCACAAAAAGAGUAUUUUCUGGGAUCUGCCAUAUUGGGAAAGUCAUCUAUUGCGGCAUAAUUUAGAUGUCAUGCAUAUUGAGAAGAACUUCUUCGACAAUCUGAUGAACACAGUCUUUAACAUCCAAGGUAAAACGAAGGAUAACUUGAAGUCAAGGUUGGAUUUAGUCGAUAUUUGUGAUCGUCCUGAACUUCAUGUGGAUGAGAAUGGUACGGCCCCUUUUCCCAUUUAUCGUCUGGAUGGUGCUAGAAAAGAAGAGUUCUUUGAUUGGAUUACAGAUAAAGUGAAAUUUCCUGACGGAUAUGCAUCAAAUUUGGGGAAUUGCGUUGAUAGAAGCGAAGGAAAGUUUACUGGCUUGAAGAGUCAUGAUUGUCAUGUAAUUAUGCAGCGCCUCCUUCCGUUUGCUUUUUCAGCAUUAUUGCCACGUAAUGUUCAUGAAGCAAUUGCAGGGAUAAGUGUUUUCUUCCGCGAUUUAUGCAGCAGAGUAGUGACUGAAGAGGGUAUUAAUAAUUUGAAGACAAACGCACCAGUCAGCAUGUGCAACCUCGAGAAGAUAUUUCCUCCAUCAUUCUUUGAUGUUAUGGAACAUCUUGUUAUUCAUCUCGCAAGAGAAUUGGAACUUGGUGGUCCUGUGCAGUACAGAUGGAUGUAUAUUUUUGAGCGUUAUAUGCAUCAUCUGAAGAAAAUGGUCAAAAAUUUAAGCCGGGUGGAAGGAUCUAUAGUGGCACAGGUGAUCAAUGAAGAAACUGCAAUCUUUGCUGAAAAUUAUUUUCCACCAGAAGUGCAUACAAAACAUCGAAGACCUUCUCGGCACAAUGACAGAGGAGAGAGAGCAACAUAUCAUGUUACUGUCCCAAGCAUGUUCAAGGAAAUAGGACGACUUAGUGGAACAUUCACGAAGCGGAGACUUACGGACACUGAGCACGCUCAUUUGCAAACAUAUUUGCUCACCAACUGUGAAGAUGUUCUACAAUAUGAGAGUGUAUAUAUGGCGGAGUUGCGUAUGACUCACAGGCAUGCAACAGAACAUGAGCUUCAACAACUUAGAGAUAAUGGAUUUGCUGUGUGGCUUCGUAGUUAUGUGAGUCAUAUAAACAAAUGA